This is a messenger RNA of Syzygium oleosum, 1390 nucleotides long. RefSeq names its product cytosolic sulfotransferase 15-like. The record is from RefSeq and is a predicted model, not a curated record. NCBI's taxonomy places the organism in Eukaryota, Viridiplantae, Streptophyta, Magnoliopsida, Myrtales, Myrtaceae. Gene Ontology annotation, cellular component: cytoplasm. Gene Ontology annotation, biological process: sulfation. The transcript has a single exon. Gene Ontology annotation, molecular function: sulfotransferase activity. The coding region runs from base 88 to 1083 and encodes 331 amino acids.
GAAAAUGGAAAACUGAACACUCAACUAGCUACAAACAGAUUAGUGCUUGACAUUCAUCUGCUUGUUUCGAUUCUUACUCAAACAUCAAUGGCACACAAGCAACUUUCUUCGCAGUCAGCCGUCGUAGGUACUGAAGAACAGGACCAGGAGGCCAUUGAUGAACUAAUUGCUUCACUUCCCAUAAGCAAAGACUUGGUUCGUCCUGUCCAUCGCCUUUACCAAAACUUUUGGUGCCCGAUCGACGUGCUUCCCAACGUGAUCGCGUUCCAGCGGCACUUCAAAGCCAAAGACAAGGACAUUGUCCUGGUCUCUAAUCCCAAAUCAGGAACCUCCUGGCUAAAGGCCCUAGUGUUCUCCAUCAUUAACCGCUCCUGCUUCGACAUCUCCAACACACCCUUGCUCACUUCGAGCCCCCAUGAAGUCAUUCCUUUCAUCGAGCUUAAGCUGUGGCCCAACCUUGACGGCCUUGCGGAGCCAACGCUCUUCGCAACGCACAUCCCUUACCCAUCCUUGCCGGAGAGCGUCAAGCAGUCGGACUGCCGGAUCAUUUACAUCUGCCGAAACCCAUUGGACACCGUGGUUUCCUCUUGGCACUUUUUACUCGAGAAGGCGCGGCUUGAGAACCAGCCAGAGUGGUCCUUGGAUGAGCAUUUCGAGACCUUUUGCCAAGGGCAAAUCUUGUUCGGGCCCUUUUGGGAUCAUAUCACAGGGUACUGGAAAGAGAGCUUGGAGAGGCCACACAAGGUGUUGUUCCUCAAGUAUGAAGACUUGAAGGAAGACGUUGGAAAACAGCUGAAGCAGGUGGCCGAGUUUGUGGGGCUUCCCUUCACUGACGAGGAAGAGGAGGGAGGUGUGAUUGAAGAGAUAGCCAAAAUGUGUAGCUUGAAGACCCUCAAGGACCUGGAGGUCAACAAAUCCGGCCAAUUACCGGCUAAGAAUGUCAAGGUUGAGAAGAGAAGCUUUUUUAGGAAAGGCGAGGUGGGUGAUUGGGUUAACCAUCUCACUCCUUCCAUGGUGGAUCGCCUCAAUAGUAUCAUCCAAGAGAAAAUCAGCCCCUUUGGGUUACAGUUCAAAACACAUUGAGUGUUAAUUAUUUUCACUUUCUCUGUGUCAUUAGAAAAAAACGAUGUUAAUAAUGGAUGGAUCUGCAGUCCUCCUUACUGGUGUAGUAGUAUAGAGAGCUCAAGAACCUUGACUUCUCUGUUGCGAGAGAUGAAACUAAUAUUUGAUGCUGAUUAUGUGUAAGGAUAGGAAACAAGAACUAUUUGUUGCACUGGUCGACUACAUCUGAUACUGUAAACUACUACAAUCCUAUAACAGUUGCACGUGUUGUCCACCCGUUUAGUCAAUUAGAGAUCAUGCAUUCUUAAAUUUACUGUUAAUUCAUCCA